AUGUCGUCUGUGUCGCCCCACACAGCCCUGCGGCCCUUGGACGAUCAGGAUCAGGACGGCUCGGAGACCAAGGGACAGCCACCGACUGAGACACCCGCCGGCCUGGACGCACCUCAGACAGGAUCGAGCCGCGGUAGUAGACAGCCUGCAACCGAAUUCCUUCGGCGCUCGAACAUUGAGCUCAACUCGUUACCGCGCGAGUACCUCGAGUCGUACCCAUACCCCGCGUUCGUCCUCACCUGUGCCGUACCGCCCACUGCAUCCCUCGUUGCUUAUCCUCUGAAUGGUGUCCUAUGGUGGGGUCCAGAGUUCACCAUGAUGUACAACCAGCGCUUUGCAGAUACCGUGGCGCUCAACCAUCCUCAAGGAUUUGGUAUUUCUGGAACGUCUGCAUGGAUGGAUAUAUGGACCUCUCUUGGCCCACUGACCGAUGUUGUUGUCAAAGGCACCCCGGUAUUCAGGCAUGAUGUCUUCCAGUUAGCCCAACAAAAGUUAUCGGGCGUUCUCCGUGAAUCAUAUCGACACCACCUCUGGAUGCCCGUUCGCGAUGACGAUGGGUCGCAGGGCGGCCUCUUCCACGGCCAGAUGGAUGUGACCAAGCAUGUCAUCAGUGAACGCCGAACGACUCUGGUCAAGGUCCUGAGCGAGCGAACAGGUUCUGGACGAACUGUGGCCGAGUUCCAUGACAGCAUCUUGGAGACUUUGCAAGACCAUCCCAAGGAUGCACCAUUUGCCUUGCUGUAUGACAUCCAUCGAACUGUUGAUCCUGGUUACCUUGUCCACCGACGGUCCUCAGCCUCGACUCACAGUAGCGAUGAACCUCAAUCCCAUGUUCAGCUCCGGUACGCAGGUGGAGUGGGUAUCCCGGAUAAUCACCCAUCGGCACCGCAGAUGGUCGACUUGUUGUUACCAUCAAGUCGCGAUCAGACCAAUGCGAUGCUUGCGCAGACAUUCAGCGAUCCAACCCUCCAGCACAGCACCGGAGACUCUACACCUUCUAGGUCUGCGACUUGCGCCGAGACCCCCACUCUCCUUGCCGAGGGCAAGUCGGACCAGUGGCCAUUCCUCGACGCCCUCAUAUCUGGACGUUGUGUCAUCGUUGAGGACUGCAUCUCGCUCAUCCAAGGCUACCCGGUGCGCGUCUGGGACGAACUUGCCUCCUCGGCCGUUGUUAUUCCCAUCAACUCAAACCGGGACAAGGACUUCCCUACCGCCAUCCUUAUUCUCGGACUCAGUUGCCGACUGGACUUUGACGAAGACUACGAGGCAUUCAUCCACCUUCUUAGGUUCCAGAUGUCAAUCCACCUGAGCGCUAUGCAGUCCAUCCAAGACGACAAGGAUCACAUCGAGGAACUCGGCAAGCUCGAUCGGGCAAAGAGCACGCUCUUCUCGAACGUAUCGCACGAGCUCAUCACACCGCUCUCCUUGAUUGCGGGUCCGCUGGAUGACGUGCUCAUGGAUACUCCCUCCGGCCCCAAACGCGAUUCUCUGAUUAUGGCCAGAGGCAACGUCCGCCGUCUCACGCGCCUCGUCAACAUCCUCAUGGAUGUGAGCAACUUGGAAGCAGGCCGUUUGAAGGGCACGUUCAGCCAGAUAAAUCUCGGCAUUGUCACUCGAGAUGUGGCUGGUCUCUUCCGCAAAGGUGCCGAGGCAGCCAAGCUCGAAUUCAUUGUCACCUGUGAUAUCAAGCUCCACGACGUCUAUGUCGACCGUGAGCGAUGGGAGAAGAUCUUGUUCAACCUUAUUGGCAACGCGAUAACGUAUACGGCUGAAGGCUCUGUUCACGUUUCUCUGGCCUACUCUCCUACAGAUGCUGUUUUGACGGUUGCAGACACCGGUGUCGGCAUCCCUUCGUGCGAUCUUGGACUUGUUGGCCACCAGUUUUACCGUGGCCAGACCCAGGUCCACGAUGGCACCGGUAUCGCUUUGACGUUCACAAAGAAACUCAUUGAGAUGCACGACGGCACACUUGAGAUUGAGAGCAAGACUACAGACGAGUCUGCAGAUGGAUCCCACGGCUCGACAUUCCGUGUCCGUAUUCCACUUGGCAGAUCGCACCUGCCGGCUGAUGCCAUUGACACGUCCCGUGGCGACGUAUCGCCACAUCCACAGGGACCGUCGAUGGAAGAGUACACGGAGUGGCAUUCCGAAUGGGAGAGCACGGCCGAAGGCACCUCAGAGUCAUCCGCGCCGACAGCUACGGAGACAUUGGCAAAGUACCGUGGCAUCGAUCCCAGCACGCUAUGGUUCAAACAGGAGGACGUGAUUAUGGUGGUGGAUGACUUGCCAGAUACGCGCCGUUACCUCCGCUCACUGUUCGAGCCAUUCUGCAAGGUUGUCGAGGCCAAGGAUGGGCAUAGCGCUCUGCACAUGUUUGACGAGACAAAGCCCGACCUCAUCAUUGCCGACGUCAUGAUGCGGAGAAUGAGUGGCUUCGCUCUACUGAGUGCCCUACGCUCGGGUACAAGAGAACAACAAGUCGUCCCAUUCAUCAUGCUCACAGCAAGCGACGACACGCGGCCCGAAGGCGCCUUUGGUGCCGACGACUAUCUUUCCAAGCCGUUCAACGCUCGCGAACUCAUUGCGCGCGUACACAUGCAGUUGCAACUUGGAAAGAAACGCCGCGCUCUUGAGGACCUGUUUGACGAGCGCGCCUCGGAACUUCGGCUGCUCACCGAUCUGUCACCGGUUGGUAUCUUCCGCUGCACAUAUGACGGCUACGUGUCAUACGCCAAUGCGGCGUGGUAUGAGAUGUCAGGAUACCCCGCCAACUUGCCAGUCACCAACUGGGGCGACUACAUCCGGGAAGACCACCAGGCGCGAGUCCGUGCGAUCUGGGAGGCCUACAUUCCAUCUGGCGAAUCCACUGUCGAGGCUGAGUGGCAAUGGUCCAACGACCGCUGGAUGUCGGUCAAGGUCAUUAGACUGGACAGCGAAAAGGGCGAUGCGGGAAUUCCUAAACGUGGCUUUGUUGGCUGCUCGGUGGACAUUACAGAGCGCAAACUCAACGAAGAGAUGCAGCGGCAGCGUAUAGUCGACGCGGAGCAGAGGCGCGCAGAGGCCGAAGAAGCGAAGGCCCAGCAGGAACUGCUUAUCGACUACUGUUCUUCGCUUGUGCGGUCCAACCUGCUCGUCCUGCAGGAGCAGCUGAAGCAGGCAAUGGAGGACAGCCGGCCAUUCGAACCCACCGGCCAGCUCCUCGCCACGAUUGCCGAGGAUCUCGAAGCCCUCGACAGCAUCUACCAGUGUGGUCUCACGCAAGAGCGAAUUAGCAACGACGUGCUCUCCCUCGGCAAAAUCCAGCUCGACAUGUUGCAGAUGUUCGAUGUCCAGAUCGAUGUCCGCAAUGAGGCGCAAAAGAUCAUUGCAGUCUUCCAGAACGAAGCGAGGAUGAAGCGUAUCUCCCUCUCUCUCCACAUUUCGGAGUCGUUUGAGAGCUUGGGCAUCACGAACAUCAUGACAGACCCGGUACGACUGGGACAGAUCCUUACCAAUCUCCUCUCGAAUGCGAUACGCUUCACGGCAGCGAGCAAAACUCGCCGCAUCGAACUUCGCCUUGACAUCGGCCUUCAACCUCCCGAGGAUGGCACCUGCACUAAGCCCCUUGCCAUGCCAGUAUCGCCUCUGGAAGUGACCGAGCAGACCGAGAUCUACGUUUUUGUCUCCGUCUCGGACACGGGCCCAGGCAUGACUGACACCGAGCUUGCGACCCUAUUCCAGCGCUUUUCACAGGCGUCGGCCAAGACACACACGCUCUUCGGCGGGUCGGGUCUGGGCCUAUUUGUCUGCCGCCAGCUCACCGAGCUCAUGGGUGGUCGAAUCGAGGUGGUUAGCGAACACGGGAAGGGCUCGCAGUUCCACUUCUUCAUCCGCACCCACCCGUCAUGGAAUACGACCAAGGAGGAGAACAGAGUCACGCAUGAAACCCCCAGGAACCUGCUCACGCUCAAACCACGCGUCCUUGUUGUCGAGGACAACAUCAUCAACCGUACCGUCCUUCUCCGUCAGCUCAAACAUGUGGGCUUUGAAGUCGAAUCUGCAUGCAAUGGCCUGGAGGCGGUGACGAUGGUUCGGAGAGCUAUGACCGUGGACCCCAGGGUGCCGCAUAGCCCUCUGCACGACACCGCGGACAAGUGGUCUCGUGGCGAAGAAGAGCCCCCCGCAGAAGAACUCUUGCCCACCGCGCCGUACGACUGUGUGCUCAUGGACCUCGAGAUGCCCGUCAUGGACGGGUACGCAUCGGCACGCAGAAUACGUGCUGCCGAGACACAGGGCAAGCUUUACCAUUCCAACAUCAUCGCCCUUACCGGUAAUGCGAGGCAGGUACAGAUUGACGAAGCCAUGGUCGACUUUACGGACGUGGUUGUCAAGCCCUAUCGCCUAGACGACUUGCUGCACAAGAUUGAAGAGAUUAUGGGGAGGCACCAGGAGGAGGUGGUUGCCGAAGACCCCAAACCGCGCCGUCCAAUGCUCACGAAACGCUAA
This is a messenger RNA of Apiotrichum porosum, 4485 nucleotides long. RefSeq lists its product as uncharacterized. The transcript has 18 exons. Lineage: Eukaryota; Fungi; Basidiomycota; Tremellomycetes; Trichosporonales; Trichosporonaceae. The record is from RefSeq and is a predicted model, not a curated record. Gene Ontology annotation, biological process: phosphorylation; phosphorelay signal transduction system. The coding region runs from base 1 to 4485 and encodes 1494 amino acids. Gene Ontology annotation, molecular function: phosphorelay sensor kinase activity.